UCUAAACUGAGUUAACGUUUCACAAAGUUUCGAGAUUAGUGUCGUUGGCAAUAUAAACUGAGUUUCUGUCAUUGUGUUUCUAUCUGAGUAAAGACAUUAAACUGAGUUUGAUUGUGUGCAAAAGAUGUCGGUCACAGCAGGAGUUAGAGAUGUUGCACUAGCGACUAGGGCAAAACUACAAGGUGGGAUUGGUCAGACUAGAGUGGGAAGAUAUUGGCCUGGAAAAGCUCCAGAGUGGGCCAAGGAAGAUCAUGAUGAUGAUGAUGAUGAUCAUCAUGUUGGGAUGCACAAGAAGAAGAAGGUUGAUGUUUUGGAUGAUGAGUUGGAUCAGAGGGACAAGGAUGAUGAUCCAAGGCUGCGCUGUUUAGGUCAAGUUAGAGCUGAUCAUCGGCGAGUUAGAGAGGCGGCUGAGGUUGUGUCUACAGAAGAAGAAGAGCCUAUAGAGGAGGAGGAGGAAGCUGUAGAAGCCUUGGAAGAAAGAAGACGCAGAAUUAGAGAAAAGAAUCUUAAAAGAACUCGAGAGGAGGCUGAUCUAAUGCUUCCUCUGGAAGAUGAAGAUGAAGAAGAGGUACAAGAGGAGGAAGAGUCAGAGUACGAGACUGAUUCAGAAUACGAGAUGUUCGGUUUCAAGAUGAUCAAGCCUGUCUUUGUACCGAAAGCUGAGAGGGAUACAAUAGAGGAACGUGAGAGGAUGGAGGCUGAAGAAGAAGCUCUUGAGGAACUAGCAAAGAAGAAGCUUGAGAUGAGGAAGAUUGAGACCAAGGCAAUAGUGGUUGAAGAAGUUAGAAAAGACGAAGAGAGACGCAAGAACGCGAUACUGGAAGAAGAUGCAAAUCUUGGAGAUGUUGAGACUGAUGAUGAGACCAAUGAAGCUGAAGAGUACGAAGCUUGGAAGACAAGGGAGCUUGGUAAGAUCAAGAGAGAGAAAGAAGCAAGGGGAGCUAUAUUGAGAGAGAAGGAAGAAGUAGACAAGUUGAGGAACAUGACAGAAGAGGAGAGGAAAGAAUGGGAGAGGGAUAACAAUCCCAAGCCAUCUUCAUCAGAGAAACCGAAAAAGAAGUGGAAGUUUAUGCAAAGAUACUACCACAAGGGUGCCUACUUCCAAGAGCAAGGAUCUGAUGAAACUGAUGUUAUAUUUCAACGUGAUUACUCUGCUCCAACAGGAGUAGAUAAGCUGGACAAGUCGGUUCUGCGAGAAGUCAUGCAGGUGAAGAAAUUUGGUCGGAGUGGAGGAACUAAGUGGACUCACCUUGUUAAAGAGGAUACAACAUAUGGUGGCAAAAACAAAAAAGAUGAAACAAAGGAUUGGAAUGACCCUUGGGUCUCUAAUGUUUUUCUACGACAAAAGUACAAUAAGAGAAUGGCGGCCAUGGAUGCUCCUAUUGCAAGACCGAAGGGUAGCAAGAGGAUGAAAGCUUGGUGAGACCUAAGUGGUAUGUUGCAAGUAAAACAAUACAUCUUCCUUAGAAUUUUACUUCUUGUUGCGUUUUGUAAACUACGAAUGCUCUACAGUCUCUGCUAUCAGUUUAUAGUUUCAUCCUAAUACUUACUUUUUUUUUUGUUUCUUUAAUUCAGAUAACAAAUUCAAAAGAGGGCAAUACAUGUCUUAAACCAUCAAAAAGGUUUCAAGUUCUGAACUAUCAUUUGAAAAACUGUUCAAACUUGUACCAAAGAUAAAUCUGAUGUUGUAGGAUCUUCUUGAAAAACAUCAAAGCGGUUCUCUCAAGAAAGAGAACAACAGCUUUGAAUUGAGUGAUUUAAGUAAGACAGGUAAAUAACUGAGUUUAGCAUUAGCAUUAGAAACAUGUAACUAGUUUUAAGGUUUGACAUUUCUCCUAAGAUAUAACAAGUUAAUCGAUCUAACAUCUAUCUAUCUUUCAGAGUAUGGCAGAUAGGGACCAUUCGUUGUAGUAAAACAGAGAUGGACACUGGCCUUGAUUUUGGCCAACAUGAUCUUGAACCUAUCAAACUCAUUGAGGACAGCUCUUCUCUUCUGCACUAUUAGCUCCCGACCCCAUGAACUCUUCUCCCACCUGUUCUUCACAUAUGCAAAAGUUUCAACAGGUCAAGAUGACACAAUGUCAAGUCACCAGCUUUGUGCAUAGCCUCAAUGAGAUUCUUCUUGAUAUCGAUAAAGGAUGAACACAAGUGAAAACAAACACGUAGAUUCCUCAGACAUAUGGUGAAUGGGUGCAACAAAUUUGAUUCAAAUACACAGUUCAUAGGUGGCAAGUGAAACUUAAUAGUGAUUAACUGUAACAAAUUUGAUUCAAAUAUACACGUGAUAUUACAUUUAAAGCCAUUCCAAAGAGGAAGAAGAAAA
Molecule: messenger RNA, 2323 nt
Organism: Brassica napus (rape)
Lineage: Eukaryota; Viridiplantae; Streptophyta; Magnoliopsida; Brassicales; Brassicaceae
Product: microfibrillar-associated protein 1A-like
Exons: 1
Coding region: 125-1423 (432 amino acids)
Biological process (GO): mRNA splicing, via spliceosome
Cellular component (GO): U2-type spliceosomal complex
Molecular function (GO): RNA binding
Source: RefSeq, a predicted model, not a curated record